Messenger RNA from Lates calcarifer (barramundi perch), 4866 nucleotides. It is a transcript of the gene slc25a35, whose product is annotated as solute carrier family 25 member 35. The record is from RefSeq and is a predicted model, not a curated record. Bases 165 to 1061 code for a protein of 298 amino acids. The transcript is spliced from 5 exons. Lineage: Eukaryota; Metazoa; Chordata; Actinopteri; Centropomidae.
GAUGCGCGUCGCUGUGUUGUGUGUGUCGCGUGAGUGUGUACAGUGUGUGGGGGGUGGGUAACACUGCUGAGCAGGAAACCGCUGACAUGAAGGACACAUCGUACCGACAGCAGGUUUGAACCCCACAUCUGUCCUCCUCCUCCUCCUCCCGCCGGUCGGUCGCGAUGGAUUUCGUCCUGAGCGGAGUGGCGGCGUGCGGAGCGUGUCUGUUCACCAACCCGCUGGAGGUCGUCAAAACGCGUAUGCAGCUGCAGGGAGAGCUCCGGAGCCGGGGCACCUACCAGAUUUAUUAUCGCAACGUGUUCCACGCUUUUUACACCAUCGGUAAAGUGGACGGGCUGGCCGGCUUACAGAAGGGACUGGUGCCCGGGCUGGUUUAUCAGUUUUUUAUGAAUGGAGUCAGACUCGGCUCAUACGCCAUCAUCGACUCCUCUGGUUACAUUCACACCAAUGGAAGGGUCAGCGCGGUCAAAACCACGGUGGCAGGGGCCGUGGCAGGAGUGGUGGGAGCCGUGAUGGGCAGUCCCAUAUACCUGGUGAAGACUCAUCUGCAGAGUCAGUCUACCUCCUCUAUUGCGGUUGGACAUCAAUAUAAACACCAGGGGAUGAUCCACGCUCUGGCAGCCAUCUACAGGGAGCACGGCAUUCUGGGACUGUGGAGGGGCUCCAGUGCUGCUGUGCCCAGGGUCAGCGUGGGGUCAGCCGCUCAGCUCUCAACAUUCUCCUCCUCCAAGGAGCUUGUGAUUGACUUGCAGGUUUUCAGAAAGGACAGCUGGUUGGUGGCCCUGAGUGCCGGCAUGAUCAGCAGCGUGGUGGUGGUGCUGGCUAUGACACCUUUUGACGUGGUGAGCACACGGCUCUACAACCAGCCCGUUGACCAUGCGGGAAAGGGCCAGCUUUAUAAAGGAUUCGUUGAUUGCUUCUCCAAGACGCUGAGGAAGGAGGGCUUGACAGGACUCUACAAAGGAUUGGGAGCCUCUUAUUUCCGGCUCGGUCCACACACCAUUCUGUCCUUGUUCUUCUGGGAUGAACUGCGCAAACUGUACAAGCAGUGCAGAUAGCACCUGGGACAAGGAGACUGGAAAAUGGGUAACUCAUUAAGCUCAGUGCAUAGGUUAAAUGAGUCCUCAUUUAAUGAGUUUAUGAGAUGCUCUCCUUUCUUAAUGGGAAAAGAGCAAAGGUAACAUUUUACACUCCAAUAAGAAAAUACAUCAGUACAGUCAAAAUGUAUCAGGGAGGAAGGGGAGCAUGUUGUCAGGAGUUGGGAUGCACUUGGAAUAGUCUUGCUAACAUGUGCUCAGAUGAUGAUGAUAAUCUACACAGGAAUUUAGAGGAUAACACAAUAUAAUUCAUAUACAGUAUACUGUAUGUCCACUGGGGUAAAUACAUUUGCUGGGUAAAACAUCACUUUUACAGCUCUUAAACUCUUCAGUUACAUCAUUCCAAAAAAUAUAAAACAAUCUGCGCUGGGAACAACCGUGUACCUUCUGGAGAAAGCAUCAAAUAUGGCUCACUGUUUGAGAAAAUAAACAGAUUGUGCCAACAGCCACAACAGUGGCACAUAAACUCUAAUAUGAAAUGACUGGUGCAAAUUGGCCAGGUGGCAGCUGCUUCAAGCUUUGUUAACAUAGGCAAUAGAGUAAAUUAGUAUACUCAAAGGGAAACAGAUAAUGUUGGCAUGGUGAUACAGUCUCAUCAGAUGUGUAUAGAAGUAGCACAGGUGAACAAAAAUGACCUGCGACAGCUUUGUAUUGGCAGGAGGCAAUGCAGCGUAUAAUAUGGCAACAGAAGUACGAAUUCUGUGGAUGAGGGAUUUCCUGUGAGCAGCUUUGCCUUCAAGGUAACAAGUGUUGUUAAAGUCAAAGAAGACCUGCUCACCGAUCACUGAGGGUGAGCCCGUCAGCACAGACUGUUGUUGUAAAACCAAAAUUUGUUCAAACCCAAACUCUCCACUAGAACUUUAGUUCUAGUGGAGAGUUUCCAAAGAUAGAAAAUGUAUAAGAUACAGAAUAAGAGGCAGCUCUUAGACAAAGACUUUGUGUACUGAGGAAGAAAAAUCUGUACUUAAGGAAAUAGUUUGGACCUCAUAUAAACCAAACAUUAUGCCUGCCUAUGUCAAGUGAAAUUGCUAAAACAGCCUGAAAGGAAAUAAACUUUUGAGGAAGUUUGCUGAAUAUGCCUUUAGGGUUCUGUGAUAUUCAACAAAACAAGCCAGUGCAUUAAAUAAAUAAAAAGUGAAAGUAAAGUGUCUUUUCUGAAAAGAAAUACAGCACAGUACUGUACCUGUUUUUACAUUUUCAUUAGUCAUUGAUAACAUAACGUAGCACAGAAAUGAAUCUUUUGCUCUUUAUUGGCAAAAAUUUGAAUAUAUCAAGCUUAUGUCAUUUUAACAUGCAGCUAAAUUUCUCUCAGUAUCCACUCACAAAGACCAUCUCCACGGUCUUCUAUGAUUUUCUGCACAAUAAUAAUUUCUAACUUUUAAAUUGAGCUGUAUUUAUUAGUGAAUAUUGUGCAUAUCCAUCAUUCUGACCAGAGAACACUAUAGUGACGUGUGUACAAAAGCAGUUCAGAACAUCAUCAUUGUGAAAAUGAUUUAUUUAUUUGUAUUGUUUGUUUUUAUAGAGACACAAGUAAAUAGACAAAUGUCCUACAGCACUUCAGUAUAGCCUGGCCUAAUCAGUUAUGCUUGGACUGGCUUUCUAAAAUCCAUACAGUGCAAUAAAAAUACCCACAAUAAAUAGAUACAGUAAAAGUAAAAAAGGAAAAUACCUGAUUCCAUGGUAACUCUGCAAUAACUGUAAUAAAAUUGUGUUUUCCAGCUCUCCAUGAAUGUACGUGCCUCAAAUAACCAGAUUAACUGUUACAGCUGUUAUAAACUAAAUUAGUUGAUUCAUCGUUCUUCAUCGUUUAUGUGCUACAUGGCAUCAUCAUUUUAAUUAGUGUCCGAACUGCUGACUCCUUUUGCUUGUUUUUAAACACCCUGUGUCAGACCUCUAUAUAGGGUCAUACCAAGGCCAGCGUGUCAGCACUGUUUCUGUUGUUUAAAAAUGUUCAAACUCAUUCAUCUUCAGUUACAAAAUCUAAAUGCUUACAGUAUGUGUUUAGACAAACUGCUAGUCAUAAAAUGGUGUGCCUUAAUCAUUCAUCAAGAAUAAAAUUAAGAUUUAUACUUAAGCAAUGCUAAACUUUUGAAAACUUUUUGUCAGCUAUUUAAAGAAUUAUAUAUUUCAGCACUGCCAUCAGUCAUUAAUAUUUGCUUUUUAACUACUUAUUAUUUGUUAUUUAUUAGGAUUGACACACAUUAUAAUUAUGAGUUUUUGUUGUGCAAUACUAAAAUGAAUCCUCACUGACACCUUUAAAAUAUGUAGGUAUUGACAGAAAUGAAAAUAUUCACCAGGGUCCAGUGAGUCAGUUUUUCCUCACAGUUUGAAAAGGUCAUUCCCCUGACUCCAGCAGCUCACUUGUUUUUUCUUACAAAAGCACCAAACCAUUAUAGUUUCUGCUGCACCAGUGAGCAGUUACUUACAGUUUUGUGAAGCCUGUGCAGUUUAUUAGUCAGACUGACCGUGACUGGAUAAUGUUGGUAACAUUUUGAACUCUCUAAUGUGUGAGCCAGAUUGGAUGUUUUCUUCAUAAAGUUGAACGAUACUCUGCAAGAUCUCAAGAAUUUAAUAAUUCAUUAUUAGUUAUUAGUGAUUUCAAUAGAGCAUCUUUUGACAUGACAGCACAAUGUGUCUGUCAUGGCACAUGCAGUAAAUGCACUGUAGCUAGAGGAACACAUAUCUGUCAUCUCAAUUUCCAUAACAGAAGAAAGGAGACUAAUGUUACUUGAGUUUAUUUGUAUCAUGAAGUUGAACCUUUGGUUUUCUUAUAUGAAGAAUAUUUCUACAGCAAGAGUUGCCAUUUUAUAUUUUUGAAGCGACUUUGUCUUCUCAAUGUAAUGAAACUCAUUUGUAUUUUUAACACUGUAUAUGGUUAAUCAUGGGGUUUUCUUAUGUUUGUUCAGAUUUAUCUUGUAGGGUAAAAUGAAUGGACAAGGAUGCUACUGAAGUAUCAGCUGUACUGUAUAUUUCAUACACUGACAGAACAGUUAACAUGAUUAUGGUGGAUCAUACUAUAACUGCCUUUCCUGGACCAUAUUAUUAGACUAUGGAAGUUAUGUUUGAAAUAAUAGCUCAAGCAAGUCUGACCAGAAAUGAUCCCUGUUGAACAAAACUUUGUGCCAAACAUUGUGCCAUUUGUCAAGUUCACAUCAAGCCAGCUGAAGACAUUUUGGUGGUUCAGACACCAAAGAGUGCUAAAAACACCAAACUAGACUGGCUGACGAAUCCUUGAAAUAAAAACCACUAAUUGUUUUUUGUUUUAUGCAGUAAAACGUCCUCGCUCUCUUCACUUCUCUCACACUCCUCAGCUAACUCUUAGCCAUGCCAUUGUGACAAAGCCAUUUUUGUCCUGGUCAUUUAUGCUGUGAAUUGAAUUGAAAGCUCUACAAUGUCUACACACUGAACAGUUACUGGCUAGUUUAUGUAAUUUAGGAUCCUGAAGAAUUAAAAUAUUGAAAAUUAAUGUGGAGAGGGACUGAUGAUGAUAAAAAGAUGCUAAAUAUAGUUUUGAUACUUUGGGUUGGAAGUUGCUCGACUCUGUUGCAGGUGGUUCCAGUGUAAAGUCUUUACUGACUUGUGUACUGUAUCAUAAAAUGUUUUGACAGUUGUCCUAAGACUUGAGCAGUAUCAGUGAAUGUUACAUACCGCUGCUUGAUAAUGUUUCAUGAAUGUGUAACAACAUGCAUUUCCUGUUAUGGGCAGCCAGUAUUUCUGUGUAAUGGAGAUGAGGAGAAAAUAAAUGAUCAGACUUUUUAGUCACGGA